Molecule: messenger RNA, 2920 nt
Organism: Carcharodon carcharias (great white shark)
Lineage: Eukaryota; Metazoa; Chordata; Chondrichthyes; Lamniformes; Lamnidae
Gene: atad3
Product: ATPase family AAA domain containing 3
Exons: 16
Coding region: 41-1834 (597 amino acids)
Biological process (GO): mitochondrion organization
Cellular component (GO): mitochondrion
Molecular function (GO): ATP hydrolysis activity; zinc ion binding; ATP binding
Source: RefSeq, a predicted model, not a curated record
GUGGCUGUGGAGGUCACCGUGCGCGUGUGGAGGCGCCGCCAUGUCUUGGAUCUUCGGUUUGAACAAGGGGAGCCAGCAGGGCUCCGGCGAUACCGGUUCGCCUUUACCGCCCAUACCACCCGCUUUACCCCCUGGUGGAGGUGGGAGCGAUGGCUCCGACCGCGAUCGAAACAAAGACAAAUGGACCAACUUCGACCCGACCGGCCUGGAACGCGCUGCCAAGGCGGCCCGGGACCUGGACUCAUCCCGUCACGCCAAGGAUGCGCUGGAUCUCUCCCGGUUACAAGAGCAAACCCUACAGAUGGAGCAUCAAAGCCGCAUCAAGGAAUAUGAAGCUGCUGUGGAGCAACUAAAAGGCGAUCAGAUCAAAGUACAGGGAGAAGAGAAGCGGAAAACACUGGCUGAAGAAACAAGGCAGCACCAGGCACGAGCUCAGUAUCAGGACAAACUAGCAAGACAACGCUAUGAUGACCAACUCCGCCAGCAGCAACUGUUGAACGAGGAGAACUUGAGGAAACAAGAGGAAUCUGUUCAUAAACAAGAAUCUAUGCGGAGAGCCACUAUUGAACAUGAGAUGGAGCUCCGACACAAGAAUGAGAUGCUUCGAAUUGAAGCUGAAGCCAAGGCCCGUGCCAAGGUUGAGCGAGAGAAUGCUGAUCUGAUCAGAGAACAGAUCCGGUUGAAAGCUGCAGAGCAUCGUCAGACUGUCCUUGAUUCCAUUAAGACAGCUGGUGCAGUGUUUGGGGAAGGAUUCCGUGCCUUCGUUUCUGACUGGGACAAAGUGACGGCUACAGUGGCUGGGCUCACACUGCUGGCUGUCGGUGUUUACUCUGCCAAGAAUGCAACAGGAGUUGCUGGGCGAUAUAUUGAGGCUCGGCUGGGAAAGCCUUCCCUGGUUCGGGACACCUCCCGCAUCACAUUAGUGGAAGCACUGAAGCACCCAAUCAAGGUUGGUAAACGUGUGAUGAGCAAGCCACAGGACGCACUUGAGGGAGUGGUGUUGAGUCCCAAAUUGGAGGAACGUGUCAGAGAUAUUGCCAUAGCAACCAGAAACACAAAAAGCAACAAAGGACUGUAUCGAAAUAUCCUAAUGUAUGGGCCUCCGGGUACGGGGAAAACCCUUUUUGCUAAGAAACUAGCUGUACAUUCCGGCAUGGAUUAUGCUAUUAUGACAGGUGGCGAUGUGGCUCCUAUGGGUCGUGAGGGUGUCACAGCCAUGCACAAAGUCUUUGACUGGGCAUCCACCAGCAGAAGAGGGCUUUUGCUGUUUGUGGAUGAGGCGGAUGCGUUCCUCCGAAAGAGAGCAACAGAAAAGAUUAGUGAAGACCUGAGAGCGACACUGAAUGCAUUCCUGUACCGAACGGGGGAGCAGAGUAACAAAUUUAUGCUGGUGUUGGCUAGUAAUCAACCAGAGCAGUUCGACUGGGCUAUCAAUGAUCGUAUUGAUGAAAUUGUUAACUUUGAUCUACCAGGACUUGAGGAGAGGGAGCGACUGGUCAGGCUAUAUUUUGACAAAUAUGUCCUGAAACCUGCCACAGAGGGAAAACAGCGCCUGAAAGUGGCACAAUUUGAAUAUGGCAAGAAAUGCUCUGAGCUUGCUAGGGUAACUGAAGGGAUGUCGGGCAGAGAGAUUUCCAAACUUGGAGUGGCCUGGCAGGCUGCAGCAUAUGCCUCCGAGGAUGGUGUUCUGACUGAGGCAAUGAUCGAUUCCAGGGUGACUGAUGCAAUUCGGCAGCACAAACAGAAAAUGGAGUGGCUGAAGAAUGAGGGCAGGGAGAAGACUAAAGACAUAGAGCAUCUUGUGCCACCCCUUCCAGAGGGCACACCGGUGUGAGGGUCCAGCAGAGCAGUGUCUGCAUCCAGCAGCUGGACUGAGAAUCCCUGAAUUGAACUGAACUGCACCAACGUAAAAUGUGCUUGAGCAUGCACUGUGCACAAUCUAGGGUUAUUCAUCUAUGACUUUCCAGUGGUACGAGCAGCUUUGCACAUGACUUCAACCCAGGCAGCAGUCAGUUGAUGCCCUGUUGGACCUCCAGCUUACACUAGUCAGACAGUAUUUGUCUGUACAUUGUGUAACCAGUAGGAAGCAGCUUGUUAAUGAGAGGAGACUUAAAAUGGCAUUUCUGUCAGUCUCAGUCUGUCACACCAGCUGUAGCAACUGUAUGUCCUGUGUCAUUCAUCCCUUGCAGCUGUUGUGUAUUCGAUGUAGACAACCUGACCUAGGAGGAGAGUAUGAUGGUGAAGUCUGUGCAGCUAAGUAUCAAUGUGUAGAAGAUGUUUUGCGUUGAUGUGGUGCGUUUUUGUUCUGGGCUCCUCGACUCAUGGCAAUGGCCAUGAUCCAUAAUCUACAGUUGGAUUCAUCAUGUUUGCGACCGUAUCCCUUAUUGGCCGCCUACCUCAAAUGUCUUUCUUGAAAUGGACAUUUUCACUUUUUUUCAAUAGCGAUUUCCACAGAUCAUGGGGAUUCACUGCCAUUUUACAUCAGUGGUGUGAUCAAGCAAUUGUUAGUUUGCAACUCAGCAGGUCACUGAACUGAGUUUUACUGUGAGAAAAUAAAACCACCUCAUAACAGUUGCUGAAUUUUACAAAUAAAGUGGGAAUGAGGACUAUCAGGGAAAUCCAAUUCUGUUUCCCUUGUCAAAUAUAAUCUCCUGUGGUUGUGGCAUGUUAACAUAGUCUGUAUGGAAUUAAAAGAGGCUGCUGGCUGGGCCCUUUACAUCUGUCCUGUUUGUCUCCUCCCCAGGUUGAUGACCAAUAACUCCCCUGAAUAUCUGAUUAUAGAAUUCCUGUAGUUGGGAUUAGUGAGGAGGGGGAUCGGCUUCCUAUUUAACCUAUUGUGUAUGAACAUUAUAAGAACUAAAACCUGGGAUUUUUAAUAUGUUAAAUUUGAAUAAAUUAAACUAAACACUAAUUUAACUGA